Molecule: messenger RNA, 327 nt
Organism: Staurois parvus
Lineage: Eukaryota; Metazoa; Chordata; Amphibia; Anura; Ranidae
Source: the annotation of a GenBank genome assembly
CUUGUUUUUCCCUCUAGAGCACGGGUGUCAAACUGGUGGCCCCCCAGCUGCUGUGAAACUACAAGUCCCAUCAUGCCUCUACCUCUGGGAGUCAUGCUUGUAACUGUCAAUCCUGCAAUGCCUCAUGGGACUUGUAGUUUGGCAACAGCUGGAGGGCCACCAGUUUGCCACCUCUGUUGCCAAACUACAAGGUCCUUGAGGCAUUGCAAGAUUUGCAGUUACAAGCAUGACUCCCAAAGGCAGAAGCAUGAUGGGACUUGCCAGUUUGAUACCCCUGAUCUAUUGCCACACUCUGCACAUGGUGCUCCCACGAGCAUUUGGACAGCU